AUGUUGUAUCCUGUCCCAAGCAAGGCAUCAAAUCUGGCAGCUGAUACUGUUGAGAAGGAGCACAAAAGAUUACUUGCUCGGAAAUCAAUCAUUGAAAAGAGGAAAGAGGAUCAAGAGCGUCAGCAGCUAGAGAUGGAACGUGAGGAGGAGGACAAACGGAUUAAGCUUCAGAAGAUAACUGUUGAGGCAGAGCAAAAGAGACUUGCAGCAGAGCUUGAGGAGAGAAUGAGACAAAGAAUCCUUAGGGAGAUCAAAUGGAGGGAAGUAGAGGAAGCUAUGGCGUUGCUGAAGGAGAGAGAGAAACGCAUGAGAAAGGGAAUGAAGAAGAUAACAGUUUUAGAUGGAGAGAAGGUGGUGAUGACAAAGGAAACUGUUAUGGAGAGGAUCUUGAGAGAGAAGAUCAAGGAAAGGCAAGAAAGGGAGAAGAAGCUCCAAGGACUAGCGAAAACUAUGGAUUGUUUGGAACGAGCAAAGAGAGAAGAGGCUGCUCCGUUGGUUGAAGCUGCAUAUCAGCGAAGACUGGCAGAGGAAAGUGAAGUUUAUGAAGGCGAGCAAGAGCGGGAAGUUGAAGUCAGCAAAGAGCGUCAUGAGAGUGACUUGAAGGAGAAGAAGAGGUUGUUUAGAAUGUUGGACAACAAGGAAAUAUUCCAAGCGUCGUGUCUCACACGCCUCUAA
Molecule: messenger RNA, 675 nt
Organism: Microthlaspi erraticum
Lineage: Eukaryota; Viridiplantae; Streptophyta; Magnoliopsida; Brassicales; Brassicaceae
Source: the annotation of a GenBank genome assembly